Orcinus orca (killer whale) is the source of this 4279-nucleotide messenger RNA. It is a transcript of the gene CARNS1, whose product is annotated as carnosine synthase 1. Bases 309 to 3164 code for a protein of 951 amino acids. Gene Ontology annotation, molecular function: metal ion binding; ATP binding; carnosine synthase activity. Lineage: Eukaryota; Metazoa; Chordata; Mammalia; Artiodactyla; Delphinidae. The record is from RefSeq and is a predicted model, not a curated record. The transcript has 10 exons. Gene Ontology annotation, biological process: carnosine biosynthetic process.
CUGGCAGGGUCGGGCCCGCCCACCCCCAGGACCCCAGGUUCAGGAUGGGUGGCGGAGGUUUUGCCGGGUCCCCCGGCUGGAGGACGGUGGGGCCGGGCCACUUCGCCCCGCGCCGCCCCGCGCCUGGCACUGGGCAUGCCCCGGGCGCUUCUAUAUAAAGCGGCGCCGCCUCGGCCGGGCGCUGUGCCGCCGCCGCCGCCGCCGAGUCCCGCCGGGUCCGCGCCGCCCGCCGAGCCCGGCAGAGCCCCGCCGAGCCGCUGCCGCCCGCCAGUCUCUUCCAUCAGUCUGUCAGCCUCUCCACCUGUGAGAUGCUGUCCCUGGAUCCGCUGGGUCCCGAGUGUGACUCCCCCCUGGACUCCAAGGACCUGGAAGAAGAGGAGGGCCCAUGGGGUGGGGGCUCUGGCCUGCCACCCCCAGGCUGCUUCCAUGGUUCCUGGCGCCAUGACGUGGCCCUGGACUGCAAGGGCUCCCCCGAGGGGGCGGAGGCCCGGGCCUGGACUGUCUACUACUACAGUCUCCUGCAGAGCUGUCUGCAGCAAGCUGGCCUUCCGGAGACCCAAGACCGCAGCCAGGUGCCCCGCACAGGCUGUCCUGGGGCGGAGGUGACCUUGUGCAUUCUGGGAUCGCCCAGCACCUUUCUGUCUCUGCUGCUGGAGGGUGGGGUCCAGAGCCCGGGAAACAUGCUCCUUUGCCUGUCCCCUGCCUGGCUGACAAAGGUGCCAGCACCAGGGCAGCCAGGCGAGGCAGCCCUGCUGGUCUCCAAGGCUGUGAGCUUCCACCCGGGGGGCCUGACAUUCCUGGACGAUUUUGUCCCCCCUCGCCGCGCCACCUACUUCCUGGCAGGCCUGGGGCUGGGGCCUAGCCGGGGUCGAGAGGCAGCUGAGCUCGCUCGCGACCUGACCUGCCCCACAGGAGCCUCAGCCGAGCUGGCCCGGCUGCUGGAGGACCGGCUGCUGACGAGGCGAUUGCUAGCUCGGCAGGGUGACGUGGCUGUACCAGCUACCCUGGCUUUCACCUACAAGCCGCCAGCACUGCUGAGGGGAGGGGAUGCCAGCCCGGGACUACGGCUGGUGGAGCUGAAUGGCAAAGAGGGCCAAGAGACACUGGUGAAGGAAGAAGUAGGGGCUUUUCUGCACUCUGAGGCCCUGGGUGAUGCCCUGCAGGUAGCCAUGAAGCUCAGUGGCUGGCGCUGGAGGGGGCGGCAGGCAAUGCGUCUGUAUCCCCGAGCUGAGCUGGGCCCAGUGGUGGACACAGUGCUGGCAUUGCUGGAGAAAUUAGAGGAGGAGGAGAGUGUCCUGGUGGAGGCUGUAUGCCCACCUGCCCGGCUGCCCUUCCCAGGCAGCCCCCUGCCUGGCCCUGAGCUGGCUCUGCGUAUCUGUGCUGUGGUCUGUCGGACACAGGGUGACAAGCCCCUGCUGAGCAAGGUGGUGUGCAGCGUGGGCCGUGGGGACCGGCCUCUGCGGCACCAGAGCUCCUUGCCACGGACGCUGGAGGCGGCGCUGGCCCAGUGCGGCCUGGGUGAGGCUUCGCAGGUGGCAGUCGUGCGGCAGCGCGUCAAGGCGGCGGCCGAGGCCGCGCUAGCCGCCGUGCUGACCCUGGAGGCCAGCCUGAGCGCUGAGCAGCGCGGCGGGCGCCAGGUCCGCACUGACUUCCUCGGGGUGGACUUCGCCCUGACGGUGGCCGGCCGCGCGCUGACCCCCGUGGCCCUGGAGCUGAACGGAGGCCUGUGUCUGGAGGCGUGUGGCGCGCUCGAAGGGCUGUGGGCCGCGCCGCGCCCGGGGCUGGCAGCCGAGGAGGCGGCGGCCGCGCCGCUGGUGGAGACGAUGCUGCGGCGCUCGGCGCGCUGCCUCAUGGAGGGAAAACAGCUGCUGCUGCUCGGCGCGGGCGGUGUCAGCAAGAAGUUCGUGUGGGAGGCGGCGCGCGACUACGGGCUCAAGCUGCACCUGGUGGACUCAGACCCCAACCACUUUGCGUCCCAGCUAGUGCAGACCUUCAUCCACUUCAAUAUAACAGAGCACCAGAGGGAUGAGGAGAACGCACGGGUGCUGGCGGAGCUGGUGCGGGCACGCGGCCUGCAGCUAGACGGCUGCUUUUCCUACUGGGAUGACUGCCUGGUGCUCACGGCCUUGCUCUGCCAGGAGCUGGGUCUGCCCUGCAACCCGCCAGCCGCCAUGCACGUGGCUAAGCAGAAGAGCCGCACCCAGCUGCACUUGUUGUGCCACCAUGGCCCACCCUGGCCUGCACCCUCCCUCUAUGCUGUGCCCUGCUGCCCAUUGGAGAGCGAGGCCGACGUGGACAGGGCUGUCCGCCAGGUGCCCCUGCCAGGUGUCAUGAAGCUGGAGUUUGGGGCGGGUGCAGUGGGUGUACGGCUGGUGGAGGACGCGUCACAGUGCCACGAGCACUUUUCCCGGAUCGCCCGAGACCUGCAGGUCGAGGCCGACCACCCCGGCAUCGGGCUGGGCUGGGGCAAUGCCAUGCUGCUGAUGGAGUUCAUCGAGGGCACCGAGCACGACGUGGAUCUGGUGUUGUUUGGGGGGAGACUGCUGGCUGCCUUCGUCUCCGACAAUGGCCCCACACGGCUGCCUGGCUUCACUGAGACAGCGGCCUGCAUGCCCACUGGGCUGGCACCAGAGCAGGAGGCGCAGCUGGUGCAGGCAGCCUUCCGCUGUUGCCUGGGCUGCGGGCUGCUGGAUGGGGUCUUCAACGUGGAGCUCAAGCUGACUAGGGCUGGGCCGCGGCUCAUCGAGAUCAACCCCCGCAUGGGUGGCUUCUACCUGCGAGACUGGAUCCUGGAGCUUUAUGGUGUGGACCUGCUGCUCGCUGCUGCUAUGGUGGCCUGCGGCCUGCGGCCUGCCUUGCCUGCCCACCCACGCGCCCGUGGCCACCUGGUGGGUGUCAUGUGCCUGGUGUCCCAGCAUCUGCAGGCGCUGAGUUCCACCGCCAGCCGCGAGACCCUACAGGCUCUUCAUGACCAGGGCCUGCUGCGUCUCAAUCUGCUGGAGGAGACCCUUGUGCCUGGAGAAUACGAGGAGCCCUACUGCAGUGUGGCCUGUGCUGGGCCCAGCCCGGCCGAGGCCCGUCUCCGCCUGUUGGGCCUCUGCCAGGGCCUGGGCAUCGACGGGCCCCACUAUCCCGUUGCCUACUUCUUGUCCCACUUCAAAUAGUGCUGGGGCCACAGGGCAGGGGCAAAGUGCUGGAGGGAAUGCGGUGGUGCCCUCUGCUCCCCGGUGCUCUCCCUGCUUCUCUUCCCAUGGCCCUGCCCCAACCGUUGGAGAGGUCUGGUCCCCUCCAAGGCCCCAGGUCUGUUCCAGAGCGGCAGGGCUAUUCUGACACCACGGCCUCCUGGACUUGAGGAGCCACAAAAGAAGUAGCUGGUGGGCUGCUUGUCCUCCCGAAGGCCCCAGUCCAGCCCGUAGCUUCCCAGGACUCUAGUCAUGGAGAAGCAACAACAGCUGCACACACGCGCACACACACACACACACACACACACACACACACACACACAACACACACACACACACACACACACACACACACACACACACACACACACACACACACACACACACACACACACACACACCCCGUGCCCCCAGGUUAGUUCCAGUGGGCCCAAACCCAGCCCAUCCAUCCCACCCCUCCAGGUCUGUCUCUUCCUGCUGCCUACAGGAGAGAACCUGGCCUCUGCCUUUGGACAAAUCCCAAGAAAAUCUGAGACUAAACCCCUCGUCCUCCUACUCUCCCUCAUUUAACAAAUUCUAGAUAGUUCUGGAGCCUGCUGACAAUGUUUGGCAGUGCCCCACGUGCCUCAUUUGGCCUGAGCAGUAGAAGCAGAUGACUUGGGGUCAGUAGUAACCAUCUCCCCUUCAGGCAGACACUAUUGCCCCAUUCUACAGAAAAGGAAACAGGCUCAGAGAGGAAAAGCCACUGCCUCAAUGUCAUACCACAGCGGAUGAAGAGUCGAGGGACAAGAUGCAAGGUCCAGGUUUCUGCUUUUACUAAGUUGUACCUGCCCACUCAGCUUCCAGGCCCCACUCACCUCCUAUAUGUGGCCCUGAGACAUGUGAACACCCCUCCCGUGCACUAUGCACCUUAUCCACCAAGCUUUGGUGCUUUGGCCUCAGGCACACCUAACUAGCAUUGGCAGAGGAGACUCUACACUCCCUUCCUCAUUCAGGGGAGGCUGCUUUAAGAACUCUGCCUCUGUGCUGCACAGGAGCUGUGGACAGCUCCAUAAGCGUCCCUCUCCAAAUAAAGGCUUAUGGACUAGUGAAACGUC